AUGUUUUCCCAAAUUUCUAGAAGAGCGUUUGUUCCCUUUGUUCAGACAUCUUCUCAAUUGAGCAGAAGAGCAAUGGCUACCACAAUCCGCGAACCAUCACUAACAAAGAAGUAUGGAGGAGUUUUUACAGUGACGUUAAUUCCUGGUGACGGUAUUGGUAAGGAGAUCACGGACUCUGUCAAGACCAUAUUUAAGGCGGAGAAUGUUCCUGUUGCAUUUGAGACUAUCGAGAUGUCUGGCUUGAGCGCCAAAGACAGCACCAACACUCAACAGCAGAUCGAUGAGGCCGUUCGUUCUUUGAAGAGAAACAAAGUUGGUUUAAAAGGUAUUACGUACACUCCUACGGAUCAGUUCCACAAGUCGUUGAACGUUGCCCUUAGAAAAGAGCUGGAUAUUUACGCGUCCUUGGUUCUCAUCAAGAACAUUCCAGGUGUUCCAAGUAAGAUGCAUGAUGUGGACUUUGUUCUGGUGAGAGAAAAUACCGAAGGCGAAUACUCUGGUUUGGAACAUCAGUCUGUUCCGGGUGUUGUUGAGUCAUUGAAGAUCAUGACCCAGUACAAGACGGAAAGAAUUGCACGGUUUGCCUUUGAUUUUGCAAAGAGAAACAACCGUAAGAUGGUUACCGCUAUUCACAAGGCCAACAUUAUGAAACUGGGUGAUGGCCUAUUUAGAAGAAUCGUUAAAGAGGUGGGUGCUGCUGAGUACCCGGACAUUAAGGUCAACGAUCUGAUUGUUGACAAUGCUUCUAUGCAGGCAGUGUCGCGUCCUCAGCAGUUUGACGUUAUGGUGACUCCAAACAUGUACGGUGCUAUUUUGUCUAAUAUUGGUGCUGCCUUAAUAGGUGGUCCCGGCUUGGUUCCCGGCGCUAACUUUGGUCGCGACUAUGCUGUGUUUGAACCUGGUUGCAGACAUGUCGGAUUGGAUAUCAAGGGUAAGAACGAGGCGAACCCAACUGCCAUGAUUCUCUCUGCAACCAUGAUGCUUAGACAUCUUGGCUUGGCUAAGGAAGCUGACAGAAUUAGUAAGGCUACCCAUUCUGUCUUGUCUAGAGGAAAGACUACCACAAGAGAUAUCGGUGGCUCUGCUUCCACCACCGAAUUUACCAAGGCUAUUAUUGAUAAAUUGAGUACUAUGUAA
Molecule: messenger RNA, 1137 nt
Organism: Brettanomyces nanus
Lineage: Eukaryota; Fungi; Ascomycota; Pichiomycetes; Pichiales; Pichiaceae
Gene: IDH1
Product: isocitrate dehydrogenase (NAD(+)) idh1
Exons: 1
Coding region: 1-1137 (378 amino acids)
Biological process (GO): tricarboxylic acid cycle; isocitrate metabolic process
Cellular component (GO): mitochondrion
Molecular function (GO): isocitrate dehydrogenase (NAD+) activity
Source: RefSeq, a predicted model, not a curated record